AUGACAGUCCCAGAGAACCGAGGACAGAAGCGAGCGGCUAGUCUGCUCGGGUCUGAUCUCUAUGACCCACAGAAUGGGAACUCAGUCAAUGACUUUGUGUCGCAGAGAUUGGAGAGUAAACGUUUAAGAAUGACCCAAUAUGGGAGCGACAGUGAGGAAGAGAGUGGAAGUGGAAGUAGUGGUGAUAGUGGGAGUGAUAGUGGGAGUGACAGUGAAGGGAGUGGAGAUGAGGAAGAGGAAGAGGAUGGAUUCUCUAGUCCCGCUCAAGCAGGAAUCAUAGAGAGGAUCUCACUUAAAAACUUCAUGUGUCAUGACUCAUUUGAAUUAGAUUUGGGCCCACAAUUGAAUUUCAUUAUUGGUAGAAACGGGAGUGGUAAGAGUGCCAUUUUGACCGGGAUCUCGGUUGGACUUGGGGCCAAGGCCACAGACACUAGUAGAGGCUCGUCGAUCAAGCUGUUGAUUAAGGAUGGGAGGUCUACCACCAGGGUUAGUAUUACACUCAAGAAUGAAGGCCCAGAGGCAUACCAACCGGAGAUUUAUGGUAAGAAAAUUGUGGUGGAAAGGAAGUUUCAACGUCAGGGAACAAAUACAUAUUAUUUGAAGGAUGUCAAUGGGAAGACCAUUUCUAAUAAGAAGGCCCACUUGGAUGAAAUGCUAUACAAGUUUAAUAUCACUGUAGAUAACCCAUUGGCAUUCUUGUCACAGGACAAGGCACGAGAGUUUCUCACGGCCACCACCGAUAGAAUCAAACAUGAUUAUUUUAUGUCUGGAGCACUUAUCAAUGAUAUCUUGGAGAAUUACCGGGUGAUUUCGCAAAACAUUGUUGAAGUGCAGCUGAAAUUGAAGAUGGUUAGAACGGAUUUGGAGGUAGCAUUGAACAAAUAUGAAGAGUCAAGUAAAGUCUAUAACAAGUUCAAGAAGAGUGACAAUCUUCGAAGAGAAUUGGAGUUAAUCAAUGGGAAAAUGUAUUGGUUUAACGUUGAGAUUAUCGAGAAGAAAUGUGAAAGAUAUAUAGGGGAAUUGGAGGAGAAUAAACGAGAAGAAGAGGAGUUGAAGAGGAGACUUGAGGAGGUCAAGUUGAAAAGUGAAGGAUAUGAAAAUAAGAGGAAAGAAUUGGAAGAGUUGAAAGAACAAGAAGAAAAACAAUAUCAAGAAAGUUUGGAGACGGUAGGUCAAUUGAAAGAAGAAGUUAAACAAAUCAAAAAUGGAAUUGGAAUGAUUAAUGAAGAGAUCAAGACAUAUUUGGAAGAAAUUGAAGUACAAAAAGUUGAGAAACGGAAAUAUCGUCAUGAAUUGAAGAAGGAACAAGAGAAAAUUGAUGAGAUUAAUGGAGGUUCCAAGGAGAAAUUGAAUGAAAAAUUGAGAGAAUUACGAGGGGAACUUUCAAGAUUGGAAAGAGAAAAGGAAGUUGUAGUGGGGAAACUCCAGAAAAUGGUGAAUGAAAAGGAUGGAGGACAUGCGGUGAAAGAAGCAGCUCUGAAGAUGAAUGGAGUACAGGAAACGAUUGAACAAUUGAAAGAGAAGAGGAAGCAAUUGAUGUCAUUACAAAAGGAUAAAUAUAUUGCUUGGGGCCCUGGAAUCAAUGCCGUAUUGACGGAAAUCAAAAACCCGAAACAUGAUUGGCAUGAAGUGCCCGUGGGGCCAAUUGGAUCAUACAUCUCAGUCAAGAAACAAUUUGGAGAAUGGAAAGAUUUAUUAAAUGCAUCGUUUGGGAAAACGUUGGAUUCAUUUUUGGUUCAUGAUGAUCAUGAUCGAAGAAUCUUAGAAGGGAUAUUGAAAAGAAAUCGAAUGGUCAAGAAUAUAAUCACCAGAAGGUUUGAGAAAUUCAAUUUCGGCGGUGGGAAAGUUCAAGGUUACACCACUGUUUUGGAUGCGUUGGAGAUUGGGAACGAGAAUGUGUUGUAUACGUUGGUUGACACCAAUAACGUUGAACGGAAUGUUCUUGGAGAGAAAAGAGGAGACGUUCUGGAGAUCUUACGAACUGGAGGUGGCCAUUUAGUGAUGAAUGUGUUCACGUUGUUAGACCAAAGAUCUGGACAUAGAUCGAGUGAAAAUGGUGGAACGUUCCGGAUCGAUCCGAUUUUUUAUCGAUCCAAUGAACCACACAAGUUUUCAAGAGAAGUUGAAGGGGAUACCAAGGAAGAAUUGAAAGGAUUAGAAGUGGAAAUCAAUGAAGAAUUGAGCAAAGUAAAUGAAUUACAAAGAGAGUAUAGAAGAUUGAAAAUGAAUCAACAGAAUGAGAUCCAGGAAUUAGAACAAAAUCGUGGAGCUCUUGAUAAGCAGAUCCGGAAAUAUAACGAUGAAAUCUUUUCCAUUGAGAACAAAUUGGGAGAAGAUGGAGAUUUAUCAGUGUUGGAGACAUUGGAGGAGAAAAUUGGUGAAUGUGAUACUCAGAUAAGACAAAGAGAAGGGUUUAUUACCAGUUUAGAAGAAGAUCGGAAGGGAGAUGUAGUAAAGUUUAACGUUGCAAAGGAACGGUAUGUUGCUGGAAAGGAGGAUGUAGAGACGCGAGAGGCCAAGAUGAGAGGGGCUAAGCAGGCGUUGGAAGAGUUUGAAACUAACCAUGAAGUGUUAAUGACCGAGACUCUGAAGUUGAAGCAACUGAUGGAAAGAAGAUCACAAAAUAUCGUGAAUUUGGAAGGCAAACUUGUCAAGGGAAGAGAAGCACUUUCCAAGCAUAAAGGCGAAGCUGAGGCGAAAUGUUCACGUCUGGAUGUGACCAUUGAUGAGAAUGACACAGUUGAGUCGAUAACUCAAGAGUAUACGGUGGCACAAGAAGCGGUCAAGGAGAGUGAACGAUCCAUUGGACGCACUUACGAGGAGAUCCAACAGGAACUACUUGACAAUAAGAGGAGAAAGGACGAGUUAGAGGCCACUGCCAUGAACUUGGAUACGAUCUCCCGAUCACUUGAUGAUGAUUUGAACCAAAGAUUGAAAUAUUUACAAACCACAAUCCUUAAACUGAUCAGAGAAGCAUCGUCAUCGUUUGAACAAUCGCUUGCCCUUCGUGGGUUCAAGGGAGAACUCAAGUUUGGGUUCACAGAGAAGACAUUGACCAUGUUGGUGCAAACAAAGGGAGACUCGAAGAAACGUACGGUCGAGUCUCUUUCUGGGGGUGAGAAGUCUUUCACCCAGAUUGCGCUCUUGCUUGCCAUUUGGAAGGCCAUGAACUCCAAGAUCAGAGGAUUGGACGAGUUUGAUGUGUUCAUGGACUCGGUGAACCGUAGUAUCAGUAUCAAAUUGUUGUUGACGGAAUUGCGCAAGUAUCCAAAGUCACAGAGUAUUUUCAUCACUCCACAAGAUAUUGCUAUGGUUGGCGAUUUGGACAAUCUGGAUGUUAAGAUCCAUCGGAUGGACAAUCCAAGAGGAAUAUAGCGGAGGGUGAAGUUCACACGGUAAGUAGUAUGUAUAGAUUAGAAUAUAAUGACCCA
[Candida] anglica is the source of this 3431-nucleotide messenger RNA. The record is from the annotation of a GenBank genome assembly. NCBI's taxonomy places the organism in Eukaryota, Fungi, Ascomycota, Pichiomycetes, Serinales, Debaryomycetaceae.